This is a messenger RNA of Racocetra persica, 147 nucleotides long. The record is from the annotation of a GenBank genome assembly. NCBI's taxonomy places the organism in Eukaryota, Fungi, Glomeromycota, Glomeromycetes, Diversisporales, Gigasporaceae.
AUGAAUAAGGAAAAAAUUGACAACAUGCUGAUGGCAUAUAGUGAUGAAGUCAUUGAGAAUGGGAUGAUGAUUAAUUCAGAUAGUCUAAAGAAGGAUUUAAAGGAAGAUGUUAGUAGUAUUAAAAAUGUUGAAAAGAUAAUAUUUGAG